Messenger RNA from Papilio xuthus (Asian swallowtail), 1775 nucleotides. RefSeq lists its product as uncharacterized. Bases 440 to 1603 code for a protein of 387 amino acids. Lineage: Eukaryota; Metazoa; Arthropoda; Insecta; Lepidoptera; Papilionidae. The record is from RefSeq and is a predicted model, not a curated record. Gene Ontology annotation, molecular function: protein binding. The transcript has 7 exons.
AAGUCUUGAAAAUCUGAAAAUGAUAAUGACAACGUUGUUGCUUGUUGCUGCUUGUUGCUAAACAUUGACGUAUUUUGCCUUUUGACGUUUAACAAACAAAAUUGACGUUUGAGCAACAUUUUUAAUAUGCACAAAUCAAAGAAAAAGAGCAUAAAAUAAUAGAAGAUGGGAAAACAAGUAUUCGUCGGUGUAAAACAACAUUAUUGCGCAUUUCGUAUUGAAAGAACAAAGUGGAUUUGUACCAUACAAAAUUCCGGAAUAUCAACAUGUCUGAAGUAUGAUUAUAAUUAAAAAUAUACAACGAUAGAAAUUCAACACCAACUUUACAUCGCUAAAAGUCCUCAACUUGCUAAAUUACCUAUAAGAAGAAACAAGGCGUGGUACGGUAGUUGCGGUAUACAAAAGCCAACGUCAGCACUUGAAGCGUUUUUAUUCCAACAUGGAUUGGUCAACAUGUUCGCCGGAUAUCAUUUUAUUGAUUUUUAAAUACCUGGAUUACAAAUCUCUUGCGAUUUGUCUCUCUGUAUGCAAGUCUUGGAGAGACAUAGUGGAUUAUUAUGCAGGAGUUAAAGGAAUAUGGCCUGACCUAGCACAACUGGCCAUGUACAAAAAAGGUAUUGCAUUUAAACAGAGGUCUAUUCUUCCUUGGAGAGACCUAUACUUUAAUUACCAGCUAUGGAAUAAUAGGAAUAUUCAUCUUCAACUUGAUACAAUUUUGGAAUUAAAACAGUUUAAGCACAUGCAUGUGUUUGAAGAUAAUAUAUUUAUUACCUUUGAUUCUGGUAUGAUGCAAUACAAAGUUGAUACAUUAGAAGGAAGUUUGAUAGAAAAGAAUGUUUUAAACUAUCAACAAACUCAUUGUAUAACAGGAAAAUUAGAUCACAAAAAUUCACUGUGUCUUAAAAUAGGACUGCGGCAAAAAGUUUUUUGUGUUCCAUGUUGUGAUUUCACAAUUAUAAAUGACCACUGUUUAGUAACAGAUGCGUCGCAUAUAUUCAGCAUUAUAAAAUGCUGUUGUUCCAUUGUGCCAAUUGAUCCAUCGAUUAGAUUUAAAAAAGCAGCCUCGCUCCGUCUGUACAAUACCCUUGGAACUAUCUGUAGCGCAAACAUUGAUAAUGAUAUUGUUUACGUGGUAAAUAAAGGUGGAAGAAUAAUAAGGUUAAAGGAUAUGGAUUUCUUAGGUAAAACGGUGGGGCAAAUCGUUUUCCCGCGUAACAAUAGCCCACUAGUUGUGUGCAUGUUUCAAAAGUUCAGUGUUAUUCAUAAUGUCAGCAGUAAGGACGGAUCAAAAACAAUGGCAGUGUCUUUUAUUGAUGAUACGGAAGAAAUAGUCGUGGAAUGUUCUGGAAUGACUUGUGUUACUCCGUAUGGUGAUAUCCUGCUUUUAGGAUAUGAAGAUGGAGAGGUACGUGCUUAUUUACAAGAGAAAUUGUUGAGUACAAAAGAACCACUUUUUACAUUUAAUAUUAAGGAUCUCAUUUUGGAUGGAUUUUUGGAUGUCGCGAUCAAGGCGAUAGAGGUUUAUGAAGCGAAAGAGUCGCACUAUUUGUUUAUAGCAACUCAACAUCAGACCAUAAAAGUAAUAGUCACUUACAAUGAUUAAUGAGAAAAGUUGAAUUAUCUUCUUCAACUUUUUACGUGGAAAUUAGGUAUAUAUUGAAUGUUGUUAUAUUGUCGUAGGGAUAGUCUACGAUUUGCCAUAUAAGUGUAUUUAUUAUUUUAAAAGAAAAAUAGUCAUGUUAAAACCAAAAAUAAAUGUGCGUAUUUUUUGUGUA